Molecule: messenger RNA, 751 nt
Organism: Coregonus clupeaformis (lake whitefish)
Lineage: Eukaryota; Metazoa; Chordata; Actinopteri; Salmoniformes; Salmonidae
Product: uridine-cytidine kinase 1
Exons: 6
Coding region: 75-716 (213 amino acids)
Cellular component (GO): cytosol; cytoplasm
Molecular function (GO): ATP binding; kinase activity
Source: RefSeq, a predicted model, not a curated record
UUAUAGAAGAAGAAGAAGAAGAAGGCAGCAAGCUAGCUAAACAAGCGUGCUGUUACUCGACAAAUUGCCCCGAUAUGACUGCUAUCAGACCGUUCGAGAUGGAGCGGCCAAGACACCGUCCGUUUCUGAUCGGUGUUAGCGGAGGAACGGCCAGUGGCAAGUCAACAGUAUGUGCCAAAAUCAUGGAGUUGCUGGGCCAGAACAAGGUGGACCAUCGUCAGAGGAAAGUUGCUAUCGUCAGCCAAGAUAGUUUCUACAGAGUCUUGACACCUGACCAGAAGGCCAAGGCACUCAAGGGCCAUUACAACUUUGACCACCCAGAUGCUUUCGACAAAGAGUUGAUGUACCAAACCCUGAAGGAUAUUGUGGAGGGGAGUGUGGUGGAGGUGCCGACAUAUGACUUUGUCACGCAUUCCAGGCUGCAGGACAGGAUCACGGUGUACCCCGCUGAUGUGGUUCUGUUUGAGGGCAUUCUGGUAUUCUACUCUCAGGAAGUGAGGGACAUGUUUCACAUGAAGCUCUUUGUGGACACUGACUCUGAUGUCAGGCUGUCCCGCAGAGUUCUGCGGGACAUGAAGAGAGGCAGAGACCUGGAGCAGAUCCUUAACCAGUACACCACGUUUGUCAAGCCAGCCUUCGAGGAGUUCUGUUUGCCUACCAAGAAAUAUGCAGCUGUAAUUAUUCCUCGAGGAGUUGACAACAUGGGUAAGUUAUAGCACUCUGAUGAAGCCUUCAGACUCAUACCCUCUCC